CACACACCCUUUGUGUCUCAGAGCGCGAAACCUUGUUAUCCAGGCCCUGGAGCCCUUGCGAUGCGCCGCCUUACUAAACUCAUGCGGACAGAGCUUGAGGCUUCAGACAGAAAGAACAGCUCCGCGGCGGCGAUCAGUAGGACAUCAGCGUGGAGCUCAGCCGCGCUCAACGUACGGACAACGUGUAUAGCAGGCUCUCAGCUGGACUGGCCAUGGGCCUCGAACGUAGUUUUGAGUUCGUCGGAAAAGGCGUUCACGCUAGUCACUGAGUCCGCGAGCAUUAACGGCUGGGUAAUAACGGGCAGCAUUUGCGCUGUCUGCCGCCGCAGUAUCUCGUACCUGAAGCGCUGGCCGGCUAACGGCUACAGGCACCAGGCCAGUGGCCAGGCUCUCGUGGCUUCCGCAGAGAGUGGCUGCGCGCUGUGUUUCUGCAUCUUGGAAGCUUUUGGCAACGAGCAGCGGUUUGCGGACGUCUAUCGCGGCGCCUUUGACGGCAUGAUCUGGCUGAGGAGAAAGUAUGGCUCGCGAGCACUGGUCGCGUACUGCGAGCGGGAUAUCGGGGCCUUGCUAAAAAAGGACCAACAGUGUCUUUGUAAGGGCAGAAGCAAGAGCAAAGUGCGGAAUAGCACCGUUGAGUUUGCCGUCAGUCUGGUGACUUGGUGGGGCAGGCGGAGGCUUGUAUGGACGUCGCUGCGGCCGGGCAGGUCGAGGCUGCAAAUCGUCUCGAAAGAAACGCUUCCGCUUUCGCUCUCCAAGUCCGCUGUGCUUGCGUUUAUUGGGUCAGCCUUGUCAAACUGUUUACGGCAACACGGGUAUUGUCCAGCGUCUACGCAGGCAAGCCUACCCCAUAGGCUCGUCGACGUCAGCGAUUUCCAAAAACCGAAACUAUGGGUUAACAGCGCGGCGAAGAGCUCGAAGGGCGUGUAUACAGCUCUCAGCUACUGCUGGGGCCGCGAUGACUUCCUGAGACUGGAACCGGGCAAUAUCGAGGCGUGGAAGAACGGAAUCCCUCUGAGACGCUUGCCGCAGACACUGGUUGAUGCCAUUGAAAUUACCCGCGGUCUGGGCAUCCAGUUCAUUUGGAUAGACGCACUUUGUAUCCUCCAAGGCCCGUCAAUAGAAGCAAGGAACGACUGGGCGCGCCAGUCUGUCCUUAUGGAUGUUAUUUUCGGCAAUGCCGCAGUGGUGCUCGGCGCUGCGUCGUCUGCCAGCGCCACUGAUGGUAUCAUUUACGAGGACGCGCUUCUGCAGCAAAACAAUACAUUCAUAGAUACCCCGGCGUCUGCCAAGGACGCCACUCACACACCACCAGACCCGCUCUACACGCGCGGCUGGACCUUCCAAGAACGCCUGCUCGCAACGCGCUACGUGCAUCUCGGCCGCACGCACGUCUUCUUCGAGUGCAGCACAAGCAAGCAAUUCCUUCACCCCAACAGCGGCUCAGCGCCUUGCCUCCCACUCUGCCAAAAGAUCUCGCUCACCCCCUCCUACAGCGACUGGCACCGCCUCGUCGAAGACUUCAGCUCACGCACCCUCUCCUCGCCCACAGACCGCCUAAUCGCGCUAGCAGGCGUCGCGCAGCAGUUCCGCGCCCGCCUCGGCUUCGCCGCCGACUACGUCGCCGGGCUGUGGACGGCGAACCUGCCGCGCGACCUGCUGUGGGUUGCUGACACGCCUGCCCCGAACCUCGCCAUCGCCCCGUCUUGGUCCUGGGCCUCGUCUGCCGGGAAGGUGUCGUACAGCCGCCUCGAGGGCCACGCGUCUUGCGGCCCGCCCUGCGCCUCGGUCGUCCGCACCCGCGUGCUCGGCUUCCCGCACGCGUUUGGUCCGCGCGCGCAGGGCCGCUUGCGCGUCCGUGGCUAUCUGCGCAAGGUCUUUGUGCGCUGCGGCAGCAAACCGGGCGCGUUCCACAUCAUGGGCUUCAAACAUCACAACACCCUUACUGCUACACUUGACCUAGCUGCAACCUCAGCUAUCCCCGCCCACGCCCACGACACCACCUUCCGCGCCGGCAUAUGCAAAAUGGACACGCCCGACUGCGACAAAGUCCUCCCUUGCGCCGGGCCCCGCGUCGCGCGCUACGGCGUCGUCGCCUGGCACGACGUGUUUGAGGCGUGGGCGCUGGAACUGCAUCCCGGAAGGGGGUUGCUGCUAGCGCUGCGGGAGCGGGAGCGGGUGCGGGAGCGGGGGGGCGAGGCUGAGACUAGGAAUGUGUUUGGGAGGGUGGGAUAUUUUGAGGUUUUUGGGGGUGGGAUGGGCUGGGAGGGGGGGCCUGGCUGCGAAAAGGGGCCAGGGUGGGAGAAGAGGUCCCAGGCUGAGAGGAUGGCGGUGAGCGACCCGUUGGCUGUGAGGGCUUUGCUGGAGAGGGACCCGUUUGGCUGGAUGCUGCGCGCGAGGGCUUUUGGUGAUAGGGGGUUGGUCGAUGAGUGGUUUGGGUGGAGGGAUAGGGUGGUUACGCUUGUGUGAGUGGUGGUGGUGUUGUGGCAUUUGGCUUUUUUGUUUCAUUUGUUGACGUGCUCUUUAUUAGGUUUUAUUAUGUACAUACGUGGAAGUAAUAUAUAUAUAUAUAAAUUUAAACAAACAGAAAUCGAUUUUGCCAC
Messenger RNA from Aplosporella prunicola CBS 121167, 2600 nucleotides. RefSeq lists its product as uncharacterized. Bases 61 to 2466 code for a protein of 801 amino acids. NCBI's taxonomy places the organism in Eukaryota, Fungi, Ascomycota, Dothideomycetes, Botryosphaeriales, Aplosporellaceae. The transcript has 2 exons. The record is from RefSeq and is a predicted model, not a curated record.